AUGAUACUCAACACCAGUUCACUGUGCCAUAUACAUACAUCUGCACAGAAAGGUAGGAUUAAGUGCUUAUAUUGUACCUUGAUGGGUAAAGCACACACCAUGUGCUCAGCUAGUGAGAUGCCUGCAAACCAUUGGGAUGAAUUCAUCCUCACUGCAUGCUAUCUUUCUAAUCACACGCUUAUCUUCUCCCAGGCUGGUCAUACACCCUAUGAAUGUUGGUAUGAUCAGAAGCCUGACCUGACUCAUCUUCGCAGGAUUGGAUGUCAUACUUUUAUCCUAAUCCAGAACCACCACAACCCAAAGAUCUAG
This is a messenger RNA of Suillus discolor, 309 nucleotides long. RefSeq lists its product as uncharacterized. The coding region runs from base 1 to 309 and encodes 102 amino acids. Lineage: Eukaryota; Fungi; Basidiomycota; Agaricomycetes; Boletales; Suillaceae. Gene Ontology annotation, molecular function: nucleic acid binding. The transcript has a single exon. The record is from RefSeq and is a predicted model, not a curated record.